Messenger RNA from Ostrea edulis (European flat oyster), 1565 nucleotides. Its product is annotated as guided entry of tail-anchored proteins factor CAMLG-like. NCBI's taxonomy places the organism in Eukaryota, Metazoa, Mollusca, Bivalvia, Ostreida, Ostreidae. Gene Ontology annotation, biological process: tail-anchored membrane protein insertion into ER membrane. Gene Ontology annotation, cellular component: GET complex. The coding region runs from base 253 to 1095 and encodes 280 amino acids. The transcript is spliced from 7 exons. The record is from RefSeq and is a predicted model, not a curated record.
AGUUGAAUAAAAUAAUGAUAAGGGGAUUCCAAACUUGAAAUAUUUUGAGAAACUUUGAACUCGUUGUUUUGAAAACAGCUACAUGAAUCAAAAGAAAAUUACUUUUUUUUAUAAGAAUACAAUACUGUCACAACACUGACUUUCAAAAUUGAUUAAUUUAUCAGACUAUAGUUGCUUGUGUGACAAUAAAAGUGUGCAGUGAUUUUGAGCGCCAGGGGCAGCACUCCACCACCAGAUGACUUAUGAUAUCAGAUGGCGGAUUCUGUAGCAAAGGCAAGGAGCGAAGCUAGAAGAAAGAGGAUUCUUGAAAAUGCGGAUAAGAGGAUAAAUCGACUUUACAGUCGACAAAGAGGAGAAGAUGAAAACAGUGAAGAGAAUGUCGAAGGCAGAUCAGAAGAAACUGCUGAGAGCCCACAGUGGCAGUGUGACAAGUGUGGCAACAUAAAUUUUGGAAACAGAAAGAUGUGUUUAUUAUGCAGAGGAAAACAUCUGACAGACGAAGAGGAAACACCAGAGAAAACAGAGAGUCAAGUUGAAGUUAUCGAAAUUCAGAAGAAAACAGAUGAAACUGACGAGAAAUCAGAUGAAGAAAAUUCAAAAGAAAUGCCAAAAUCUAGUCCUCAUCAAAAUGAACUCAGACAACGAAGGACUCAGAACACAGUAAAGUUACAAAGAGGCGAUGUUCCGCAAGAAAGCAGCAGUGUGCCACCACCACAGUGUACAGUUCAACAACCGGUUCAAAAAUCUACAUACUCCCAAAGUCAGCUCUUUGAAAUUUAUCGCAUACUAGGCUGUAUGUUAAUAGCCUUUGUCAGUCGUAUGGUUUUAAAAUCUGGAUAUGGUUUAUUUUAUUUUGAGUCAGUAUUUUUACCAUUUACUGCAUUUCAAACAGGCCUACACCUAUUCAAAAAUAAUUUUCUAAAGGAUGUGCAUAUAUACCAAAGACACAAUAUGAUGUCCACUGCCUUAAUGCUGUGUGGUAUUUCACCCAACCUUAUUGGCACAUACAACAAAAUCAUGGGAUAUGUCAAAUCUGUGACUGAAGACCUCUUUUUCUUCAUUUUUGUGUUUUUUGCAGUUGGAUUUUGUAUAUGAGUUUUGACAAAGUACACUGUGUUUACCGAUUCUUUUCCAAAUUCGUUGAAAAAUUUCAAAGCUUAUUUUAUUGUGUUGCCUGCUGAACACCACAACACUUAGGGACUACUUUAUUCAUCACCUGUCUGUCCAUUCAUUAGUCCGUCCAAUUUGUUACACUAGGAUUUUGUAACUGUAAGAGAUAGGACUUUGAUAUCUGAGCGUUUCUUCUGUAAGAAUCAUUUAAAAUACCACGAUUAAUAAUGCUGUCGCAGGCGACACAUGUCUUGGAACACUAUAGUUUACUAACUUUCUAUUAACAAAUGAAUUUAUCAGAUUUGCCAUAAUCAGACUUUUCUCUGUACCUUUGUAUUGUUUUUUUUCCCCAAAAAUUAUUAAACUGGGGAUUUUAUAAAAGUUCUUAAACUUAAAUACAUGUUACAGGUUCUGUUAAAAGUUUGCCUUCAGAAUAAAUCCUGUAUAAAAGUUUU